Messenger RNA from Cydia fagiglandana, 1032 nucleotides. RefSeq names its product putative phosphatidate phosphatase. Gene Ontology annotation, molecular function: phosphatidate phosphatase activity. Gene Ontology annotation, biological process: phospholipid metabolic process; signal transduction; phospholipid dephosphorylation. The transcript is spliced from 6 exons. Bases 70 to 975 code for a protein of 301 amino acids. The record is from RefSeq and is a predicted model, not a curated record. NCBI's taxonomy places the organism in Eukaryota, Metazoa, Arthropoda, Insecta, Lepidoptera, Tortricidae. Gene Ontology annotation, cellular component: plasma membrane.
CUGAAAUGGAAAUCGUGCGAAUUGCAAAAGUCGUAUCAAGUGAAUUUCAGAAGCAAUCGUAUAAUUCGAAUGAGUGUUAGUUUAGUUUUAUUUCAAUUGAUCUUUGUAUCGUGUGAGAUGGCCCAGGAUAAGUUGAUAUGGAAGAUGGUGCUGGAUUUCUUUAUAUUAUGCUGUUUGGCCUCUCCCCUCCUAUACCUCCAGUUCUGGAGCAAGCCAAAGCUAGGAGGUUUUUUCGCGGAUGACCGCAGCCUCCACCUGCCGUACGAACAGCAGACUGUACCUGAGGCUGUGCUGGCGCCGGCUGGCUUUGCUCUCGUCAUUGUCACGAUAAUAAUCGUUGAAUAUGUCCGCGAGAAGAAGGGACUGAGCGUCGGCGAGAAGUUCCUGUGCGACCACCUGAUCCCGGGCUGGGUGUGGACCAGCUAUGUCACCAUCGGCGUCUUCACGUACGGCGCUGUGGUGCAGCAAGUUACUUCGGAGACUUUGAAACAAAUCGUUGGGAGGCUGAGGCCGCAUUUCUUUGAUGUCUGCCGCCCGGCCUACAACGCGUCAGACCCCGCCAAUGCCAACGGCUUCAUACAGGUCUACACCUGCGUAGACCCGAACGACUCACGCACUAAAGAGAUCAGUCAGCUCAGUCUGUCGUUCCCUAGUGCGCAUGCAAGCUUCGCUAUGUACAUCGCCGUAUUCUACAUUAUAUACCUCCAGCUGAAAUGUAAAUGGCGAGGUUCGAAGCUGCUUCGCCACGCCGUCCAGUUCCUUAUUCUACUGGGUGCGUUAUACGUUGGCCUGUCAAGGGUGGUGGAACACUUUCAUCACAGGGAUGACGUGGCCAUCGGCUUCGUUAUAGGCGCCGUCGCUGCAGUUCUUGUGGUGAAAUUCGUGCUGAAACCCAAGAAGUACAUGUCCGGGACAUGGCAGGACAGGGACACGCCACAACAGAACAUCCUGCCACGGCCGGCGUUGGCGCGGUGACUUCACUUGGCGGCUUUAGAAUCGCUAACUAAACUAAACUUGUUUGCCUUUGCUUGG